UAGUACAUCAGCCAAUAAUUUUUAUUUUUCAAUUCCCAAAACACCCCUCCCUCUUUGUCACUCCUUCAAAUGAAUCCCAAGUUCCAUGUUCUCCUUCUCUCUCUCUCUCUCUCUCUCUCGUCUCUACCAUUUCUGUUAACACUUAACAGAGCUCACACAUACAAGGACGCACACAAGAGCCUUCUUCUUCGUCUUCAUGGAGCUUCACAAGCGCCACGUCCACAGCCUCUCCGAGAGGAAGGGCCAGAAGCGCAAGCUCGAUGACCAGCUCCAUGCCAACCGCCAGAUCUCGCCGCCACCGCCAACGGCCGACGAGCGCGCCGCCAUCCUCUGCCAAGCCUCUGACCAGGUCCGCGUCCUUGACUCCACCUUCACGUGGAACGAAGCCGAUCGAGCUGCCGCUAAGCGCGCCACUCACACGCUCGCCGAUCUCGCCAAGAACGAGGAAGUUGCUAACGUGAUUGUCGAAGGAGGCGCUAUUCGAGCUCUGGUUAGGCACCUUCAGGCGCCACCUAUCGGCGACGACGACCGUGUGCAGAAGCCGUUGCCGUUUGAGCAUGAGGUUGAGAAAGGGAGCGCUUUCGCACUAGGACUACUUGCCGUCAAGCCAGAACAUCAACAGCUCAUUGUUGACAGUGGUGCCUUGAUUCAUCUUGUUGAUCUUUUAAAGAGGCAUAAGAAUGGUUUAACUUCUCGUGCCAUUAAUAGUCUCAUUCGUAGGGCUGCAGAUGCCAUCACUAAUCUUGCUCACGAGAACAGCAGCAUUAAAACUCGUGUCAGGAUGGAAGGUGGAAUUCCACCACUUGUUCAUUUGCUUGAAUUUGCAGAUCCAAAAGUACAAAGAGCAGCUGCUAGUGCACUGCGAACCCUGGCUUUCAAAAAUGAUGAAAAUAAAAAUCAGAUCGUUGAAUGCAAUGCUCUUCCAAAUCUAAUUCUAAUGCUUCGCUCUGAAGAUGCAGCUAUUCAUUAUGAAGCGGUUGGUGUGAUUGGAAAUCUGGUUCACUCUUCCCCUAAUAUAAAGAAAGAAGUUCUUCUUGCUGGAGCUUUACAACCGGUUAUUGGAUUACUUAGCUCGUGCUGCUCUGAAAGCCAGAGGGAAGCAGCCUUGUUACUUGGACAGUUUGCAGCAACUGAUUCAGAUUGUAAGGUUCACAUUGUACAGAGAGGUGCUGUCCAGCCAUUGAUAGAGAUGCUUCAAUCUCCAGAUGUACAACUCCAAGAAAUGUCUGCCUUUGCGUUGGGGAGAUUAGCCCAGGACACACAUAACCAAGCUGGCCUUGCACAUAAUGGUGGCUUGGUGCCAUUGCUGAAUCUUCUUGAUUCAAAAAAUGGGUCUUUGCAACAUAAUGCUGCUUUUGCUCUUUAUGGCCUUGCAGAUAAUGAGGAUAAUGUGUCCGAUUUUAUUAGGGUUGGUGGAGUUCAGAGGUUGCAGGAAGGAGAGUUUAUCGUUCAAGCAACUAAAGAUUGUGUUGCAAAGACAUUGAAAAGAUUAGAAGAGAAGAUUCGUGGCCGUGUGCUGAAGCAUUUACUGUAUCUUAGAGGGAUUUUUAUCGAACACCAUGGUCUCGAGUUGCUUAUUGGGCUUCUUGGCUCAUCUGGCUCUAAGCAGCAACUUGAUGGUGCUGUUGCUUUAUGCAAGUUGGCCAACAAAGCCUCAACUUUGUCUCCCGUGGAUGCUGCCCCCCUUUCUCCAACACCACAGGUAUAUUUAGGGGAGAAGUUUGUAAACAAUGCCACGUUGUCAGAUGUUACAUUUUUGGUUGAAGGCAAACGGUUUUAUGCUCACAGAAUAUGUCUACUAGCGUCUUCAGAUGCAUUUCGUGCAAUGUUUGAUGGUGGUUAUAGGGAGAAGGAUGCAAAGGAUAUUGAGAUUCCAAAUAUUAGAUGGGAAAUUUUUGAGCUGAUGAUGAGAUUUAUAUAUACUGGAUCAACUGAAAUCACUCUGGAUAUAGCUCAAGACCUUCUCCGAGCAGCUGAUCAAUAUCUAUUAGAAGGACUUAAGAGGCUCUGUGAAUACACAAUUGCAAAGGAUAUAUCACUGGAGAACGUGUCAAGUAUGUAUGAACUUUCAGAAGCAUUUAGUGCAAUAUCAUUGAGGCACUCGUGCAUCCUUUUUAUAUUGGAGCAAUUUGAUAAAUUGAGUGCAAGGCCUGGGCACUCUCUUCUGAUUCAGCGUAUAAUACCAGAGAUUCGUAAUUACUUCAUUAAAGUUCUUAUGAAGACCAACUCCCGUAACAUUCGACUGUAACUUGCAGUCAUCCAUUCUUGACUUCUAACCAAUUGUGAUGUACAGAAUGUUGUAGAUGUUCCUCUUUGUUGAAGCUGGGAAGGGGGGCCUCCCAUCUGGUAUAGUCGUAUAGUGGUAUACACAGCUUGGGUAGAUGAGAUAAUCCCAUUCCUGAGCUCUUCAUUUUUUCUUCAGUUGUGUAAGCCCCUUCCUGCCUGUAACUUCACUGUCAUAGAUUUAGCAAAUAUGACCUUCACGAACGUUGUUUUUUGUCUCGCAAUAUUGUGAUGGUUAUAUUCUCUGACUUCAAUUUCUCAAUUAAUUCUACAUCCAGGGAACUAAAAUUGUUGAUGAGUUAAUGAUAUAGAUGUAAUAAUAUUUUAGCCAAUGUAUAUGUAUAUAUUUGAGUAUA
Arachis ipaensis is the source of this 2639-nucleotide messenger RNA. NCBI's taxonomy places the organism in Eukaryota, Viridiplantae, Streptophyta, Magnoliopsida, Fabales, Fabaceae. The record is from RefSeq and is a predicted model, not a curated record.